Aspergillus nidulans FGSC A4 is the source of this 825-nucleotide messenger RNA. RefSeq lists its product as uncharacterized. The transcript has 7 exons. NCBI's taxonomy places the organism in Eukaryota, Fungi, Ascomycota, Eurotiomycetes, Eurotiales, Aspergillaceae. The record is from RefSeq and is a predicted model, not a curated record. Bases 1 to 825 code for a protein of 274 amino acids.
AUGAAGGAGGCUUGUCCUAAGACACUGCUUAAGAUAUUAGAAGAGCCAGCUGUCGAAAUACAUUGGCUCAAAGUGAGAAUUAGCGCCCACAUGGAAAAUUCCCGGAUCCCACUCACAAGAUUUGAAGACGGCCCCCAGGUUGACGAAGGUGUGGAUUUUGGGCGUCUUGCAGUCAUGCAUCAGCGCUUGUACAUAUGGUCUCGUGCAAGAUUUCUAGUUGUAAGCGUGCUGGGCCAGAUGCAACAAAAGGUUCCUAAUGUAAAGGACGUCACACACGUAUAUUACCUUGCCUACUCCAAGGCAACUGCAUACUCUCUGGAUGUCAUGGCAAUUCGGGAUAUCAACAUUGGAAUGACCCAUAAUGCUGUGCAUGCCGUCGACCAGCUCUGCAGGAUCCUGAAGUUCUUUGUGCUCCAAAUCGGAACAAAUCAAAAGAUCUAUGGAGUUGCGCUGUUACGCUUUCAAGAAUAUAUCGAGAUUUACCCCCCGCUGCGCGAAGACAACCUGCGCAUCCCCUCACCAUGGGGUGACGAGAUCUUCUACUACGGGCAAAUCGACUUGAUCCAAGAAGCCAACAAAGGGAAGUCCUGGAAAUGGCGACGUCCCUAUCCCGACGAGCAUGACAUAUACCUAAUGCUCUACCGCUACUUCAACGGCCCCGGUGCGACUGCAGUCUUCAUUGGAAGUUACAUUAAUUAUAUUCACACGUAUACAUCAUCCUCACAAGAUAUAAUUGCUCGUUCGGAGCUCUACCUUUCACUCAAGAAGCCAGACCAGGCGCAUGACGAGGCAUUUAACAUAGCGGACAAAUCAACACACCUGUAG